AUGGUUGCUGCCACUAAUUGGGUUUUUCACGCCGACGUGAAUGAAACACAGUUAAAAGCUUUGCAAGGUGCCAUUGCGAGCAUAAGGGAGGAACUAUGUGAUUCAGAGGUAGAGUGUCGAUUACUUUCUGAGCAGAAUUGUAUUGUGGCUUGCGAGAAGGCUGCUUUGGAAGAUCAUGUGGCCACUUUGGAGGUCCAAAUAAAGAAACUCAAAAGUCAAAUGCUAGAGAAGGGGGUGGUUCACGUAAUUAAUAAAGUUAUCGAGAGCACAAAAUUUUCCAGUGAGAUCCAAGGUGUUCGUAAGGCGUGUGGCGUCCUUGGGUUCGAGAAGGGGAAACAACUAGGUGGUUGUUCCACCAUUUCCGAUGAAUUUGAAGCCCUAGAUCCUGUCCGUUUCGCAAGAAGGGACGAAGAGGUGGAUAUUGCUCUAACGUCCCUUGCUGAGAUAGAUUUUGCGGGCCUCUUUCAUCCGGGGAGCUAG
This is a messenger RNA of Lactuca saligna, 480 nucleotides long. NCBI's taxonomy places the organism in Eukaryota, Viridiplantae, Streptophyta, Magnoliopsida, Asterales, Asteraceae. The record is from the annotation of a GenBank genome assembly.